UUCUCCUUUCUUCUUCUUUCUCCCGGCCCGUCAGCCGGCGGCCAUGCACAGGAUAACUUCUCACUCACUUGCAGGCUUGCAGCUAGCAUUCCUCCUCCUUCUUUCUCCCGUCAGGCAGCCAGCCAGCCAGCAUAUGGAAGAUCGAUGCAUGACGAGCAGUGCGUAGGACUAGCUAGCUACUAGCCAAAUUAUAACAAUACCAUGGACGACAGCAGUCUUCUCUACUGUGACGAAGACCCUCUCGUCGUCUCUACUACGCCGCCUCCGCAGCUGGCGUCAAAUAGCUAUACGCUACUAGCACCCCAGCAGCAGGCGGCGUCAGAUGAUGCGGAGGAGGAAGAUCAUCAUCUGAAGGAGCUUCUCGUGGACCACAUGGCCAAGCAGCGGUCCUAUGCGCCGACCUGCCGAGAAGGCUACCUGGAGCAUCUGCUGCCGAGGAGGACGACAACGCAGCCGGAAGAGACGAUCACCAUCCCUGGCCCUGGCAGUGUGUCCGCCGCUCGCUCCGGAGGAGUGCACUACAUCAUCUAUGCGUUUGGUAGGCUGGGACUGACGGUGGCGACGGUGUUCAAUGCAGUCAACUACCUGGACCGAUUCCUCUCCAUCAACUGCCACCUGCGGUGGGAGGCGUGGAUGGUUGAAUUGGUGAGCGUGGCGUGCCUGUCCAUCGCCUGCAAGCUGGAUGAGGUCAACAUCCCAUCACUCCACCAUCUCCAGAUGGAAGAGGUGAUGAGCCACUCGUUCCUGCCGGCGACGGUCCGAGACAUGGAGCUGACGCUGCUCAAGGCGCUCCAAUGGCGCCUCGCCUGCGUCACGCCCUACUCUUUCCUCCUUCCCCUUCUUAAUACUCCUCCUCACACAGCAGCUUGGACUAGCCGCUGCACUCGUCUCCUCAUCCGCUCCCUCGCAGAGCCCUUGUUCAUCCAGUUUGAUGCCUCCGUUAUAGCCUCCUCUGCUCUUCGGUGUGUGGCGCUGCAGGAUCAUCGACACCAUCAUCACAACACUACUACUACUGAUUAUGGUAGCUGCAUCAUCAGCCGCCUUGUUCGUCCUGCAACUGAUACCUUCAACGCCUUGUGUGACGGAGCAGAUGACGACGACGACGACGAGUGUUUCAUGAUGAUGAAAACACUCUGCGACGACGACGCAAGCUGCAGCAGCUCGGCGGAUCAGCUUCGAAUUGGUGGAACACCCAUCGUCACCAGCUCUACAUGCAUGAGCAGCGAUGAGCAGCUGCGGAGGAGCCCCAGCGUGUCAGUGAUUAUUCGUCGUCGUUCCUGCUUGGGAUUGAAAACAGCAGGCGGUGGCGGCAGCAGACGAAUCAACAGCAGCAGGUCAGCUGUUAUUAGCCGCCGUCGUCGCCGCUUGUUUGGUUCAUCAGCAUCAGCACAAGCACAAGCACCAGCACCUCAAGCCGAAGGCAAAGACUCUGACGAUGAUACUACAAACGUACGAGAUGAAGAUAUCUCACACACAUAGAACUAACUGACCAAAAUAAAUUUAAACUAAAUUAUUACAUUAUUACUCUAGCUGGGAGUUCAUUUUAUUACUGUUGCCAUUCCCACAAAUUAAUUAAUUAAAUCACCUGCACAUUACUUGCUUGCGUUGUCUGUCCUAGCUACUGUGUGUUAGCAGCAGCUAGCAUUCAUUCGUUUGUAAUAUCUGGUCCUUAAAUUAGUUGCAACUGGACCUCGCACAUGUAUUUGCGUUGUGUGAGCUGUUUAAUUACUCUCAAGCUUUUCUCUAGGAGUAAUCUUUUGUACGUAAAAGCAGAUUGUCUGGAUCAUUUCAUCAUC
Messenger RNA from Zea mays, 1796 nucleotides. Its product is annotated as putative cyclin-D7-1. The record is from RefSeq and is a predicted model, not a curated record. Bases 202 to 1479 code for a protein of 425 amino acids. The transcript has 5 exons. NCBI's taxonomy places the organism in Eukaryota, Viridiplantae, Streptophyta, Magnoliopsida, Poales, Poaceae.